Messenger RNA from Polyodon spathula (Mississippi paddlefish), 3655 nucleotides. Its product is annotated as cAMP-specific 3',5'-cyclic phosphodiesterase 4B-like. NCBI's taxonomy places the organism in Eukaryota, Metazoa, Chordata, Actinopteri, Acipenseriformes, Polyodontidae. Bases 201 to 2381 code for a protein of 726 amino acids. Gene Ontology annotation, biological process: signal transduction. The transcript has 15 exons. Gene Ontology annotation, molecular function: 3',5'-cyclic-AMP phosphodiesterase activity; transmembrane transporter binding. The record is from RefSeq and is a predicted model, not a curated record. Gene Ontology annotation, cellular component: cytosol; nucleus; perinuclear region of cytoplasm.
CUCCCUGUCACUGAAAGCAGCUGCUGAUCAAUGUUUCUACCAGGACUGUGCUGAUAGUUAACUUUGAGAGCCUGGAAUUAAAAACAACGAAAGCCUUUCCCUCAAGAGUUUAUUUCCACACUUAGUAUAAUUUUUUUCUCUGCAGUUUUAUGGCAUAAUAUCCUUUUGGAGGGGGUAGGAAUUGGAUCACCCUCACCAAUAUGACAGCAAGAGAGCCUACUUCGAAUGAGCUGACUGCUCCGGAGCCAGAGUCCUGCAUUCGGACUUUCAAAGAACACAUGCAUUUAGAACUGGAGCCCCCCAGACUGUCGGGGAAGAGGAGCACCUCUCCGAAAAUCUCUCCCCGCAGCUCUCCCAGAAACUCGCCUUGUCUGUUCAGAAGGUUGCUGGUUAACAAAAGCAUCCGUCAGCGGCGGCGUUUCACUGUAGCACAUACAUGCUUUGAUGUUGAGAAUGGCCAUGGCCCUUCACCCAGUCGCAGUCCUCUGGACCCACAGGCCAGCCCAGGCUCAGGGCUCGUCCUGCAUACCAACUUUCCUGGGCACAGCCAGCGCAGGGAGUCCUUUCUGUACCGCUCAGACAGCGACUAUGACUUAUCCCCCAAGUCCAUGUCGAGGAAUUCCUCAAUUCCAAGUGAACUACAUGGAGAUGACCUGAUAGUAACACCUUUUGCUCAGGUACUUGCAAGUCUAAGAAGUAUAAGAAACAACUUCACAGCUCUGACAAACGUGCAUAGCGCUCCAAACAAGAGAUCUCCGGUAACAAGCCAGCCGCCUAUCACCAGAGUCAGCCUGCCAGAAGAAUCUUAUCAAAAACUAGCUAUGGAAACCAUGGAGGAAUUGGACUGGUGUUUAGACCAGCUUGAAGCAAUACAGACUUAUCGGUCCGUCAGCGAGAUGGCAUCCAAUAAGUUCAAAAGAAUGCUGAACCGGGAGCUGACACACAUGUCGGAGACGAGUCGCUCUGGAAACCAGGUGUCAGAAUUCAUUUCAAAUACCUUCUUAGACAAACAGAAUGAUAUGGAGAUCCCGUCCCCGAAUUCAAAGGCCAGAGAAAAGAAGAAAAAGGAGCAGCAACUCAUGACACAAAUCAGUGGGGUGAAGAAACUAACUCAUGGCUCCAGCCUGACCAACUGCAGCAUCUCAAGAUUCGGAGUCAAAACCGACAAGGAGGACCUGCUGUCCAAGGAGCUGGAAGACCUGAAUAAGUGGGGCCUUAACAUCUUCAAAGUGUCUGAAUAUUCACACAGCAGACCUCUCACAUGCAUAAUGUAUGCCAUUUUCCAGGAGAGAGACUUGCUGAAGACAUUCAAGAUCCCUACAGACACAUUUGUGUCCUACAUGAUGACGUUAGAAGACCACUACCAUUCAGACGCGGCUUACCAUAACAGCCUACACGCUGCCGAUGUCGCCCAGUCGACACACAUCCUGCUAUCAACGCCAGCGUUAGAUGCGGUCUUCACAGAUCUCGAGAUCCUGGCUGCCAUCUUUGCUGCUGCGAUUCAUGACGUUGAUCACCCCGGCGUCUCCAAUCAGUUCCUAAUUAAUACCAACUCAGAGCUGGCACUGAUGUACAAUGACGAAUCGGUGUUAGAAAACCACCAUCUCGCAGUGGGCUUCAAGCUGCUGCAGGAAGAGCACUGCGACAUCUUCCAGAACCUCAGCAAGAAGCAGCGGCAGAGUCUGAGAAAAAUGGUCAUUGAUAUGGUUUUGGCGACUGACAUGUCCAAACACAUGAGCUUGCUGGCGGAUUUGAAAACCAUGGUGGAGACCAAGAAAGUAACAAGUUCAGGGGUUCUCCUCCUAGACAAUUACACAGACAGAAUACAGGUUCUUCGUAACAUGGUGCAUUGUGCAGACCUGAGCAAUCCCACCAAGUCUCUGGAGCUGUACAGGCAGUGGACUGACAGAAUCAUGGAUGAAUUCUUCCACCAGGGAGACAGAGAGAGGGAGAGAGGCAUGGAGAUCAGCCCCAUGUGUGAUAAACACACAGCCUCUGUCGAAAAGUCACAGGUCGGAUUCAUUGACUACAUUGUCCAUCCUCUGUGGGAGACGUGGGCUGAUCUAGUCCACCCGGACGCACAAGACAUCCUGGACACGUUAGAGGACAAUAGGAACUGGUAUCAGAGCAUGAUCCCUCAGAGCCCGUCCCCUCCUUUUUAUGAGCAGGGCCAAGACCAUCACAGCACCACGGAGAAGUUCCAGUUUGAACUCACGCUGGAGGAGGAGGGUGAUUCAGAGGGGACCGAGCGAGAGAACAGUCAGGGGGAGGACAGCACGAGUGAAGCAAUCUCCCCCUUCGAGAACGAGGACAUGGAGGAUCAGACAGAAGCGACGCACAUCCAGAUCAUCACACAGGACGCAUCGCCCGUGGACACAUAAUGACAGCUGGCGGCCCAUUUAAGGGGCUGUUGUUGUUUUCACAGGUUGUUUAAAAGGAGUAAUCCUGCAAUCCAGGUUGUAAUGCCUGGGGCUAACUUUGGCAAGCAGAGGUUUCCUCGUACAUGCGUUUGGAGUCAGAGUUAAGCAGGGAAGGGACAAGAUGAAGGAGCUCUCAGGAAUUUUCUGCAGAAAAAUGGACCUGAUUAUCAAGCAAUGUUUGUUAUUCUUUUGUUUUGUUUUUUUAAACAAUUUUGGUAAUCAAGAACAGGGGGGCCAAGUAGAAAUGUUUACUGGACCAGCAUGGAAUUGCUGACACUACUGAGAGAUUUUGUACUAAAAGGACAGGUGUUUUUGUAAUGGAAUGUCAACAGGUAGGAGUAUGAGCUACGGACAUACAGGUAUUUGUAAAGAAAAUAGUUUACUUUUCUGUAACAUCUGUCUGAGGACUUGUGUGCCUUUUUUUACGAAUUUGUCUUUUAAAUUUUUAUUUAUUUAUUGUUAAAACACAAUUUUAGUAUAAGAAAUUAAAUGUUUUUGUAAAAACAAAAAAAAGGUUCAAGAAGAGAAUCAGAUGUUAUUAUUUCUCAAAUUAAGAGAUAAUGCAAAGUCUUCCUUUUUUCUCACAUUGGGCAAUAUCUGAGCAUUGAUCAACACAGACUUUUCACAAAUUACCAUUUACUCCCAUUUAAAAAAAUAUAUAUAUAUAUAUAAAAAACAUAGUUAUUCUCAACAGGUAUUUAGUAUACCCUAAUACACUCCCCAGCAUCAGUCUUGUACAUGGACGCACUCCACUGUAUAUUAAACUGCAACUGAUUAAUUCUACCAUAUAGAGACGUUACUACGUCUGUUUGCCAUUUUUAAGCAUAUUGUUUUAUUGUAUAUUUUUAAAUCAAGGCACAAUGUCAAUAUUAAACCUACAGACUAAAAGUCCUGGGUUUAGCCAGUGACAGCCCUGUGCCAUUCAGAUUAUGUAGAUCCAACUGAAGCUGAUCCUUAACUAAAAACACAAAAGGUAUUGGAUAUACCCAGCUAGGGCCAAACGUUUUGCUUCACCUACAAUUUGGGGAUUGAGACAAUUAUUAUAUAAAAUAAAAUUAAAACAAGCAAAUAAAAACACAACACAAUUUAGAUUGUUUAUUUAACGUUGUGUAAUCAAAGAAACUACAAAAGGCUACUGGAAGCCGUACUAGUAGUACAGGAUUUCAUGUUAGAUUUCAAAAUGUCACACUUUUUUAAUUUGUCAGUUUUUCAUUAAAUAAAUGGAAAACUACAAA